This is a messenger RNA of Engraulis encrasicolus (European anchovy), 3597 nucleotides long. RefSeq names its product prion protein, related sequence 3 (gene prnprs3). The record is from RefSeq and is a predicted model, not a curated record. Gene Ontology annotation, cellular component: membrane. NCBI's taxonomy places the organism in Eukaryota, Metazoa, Chordata, Actinopteri, Clupeiformes, Engraulidae. Bases 113 to 2080 code for a protein of 655 amino acids. The transcript is spliced from 2 exons. Gene Ontology annotation, biological process: protein homooligomerization.
CUUUUUUCAUCCUGCCUGAGGGCUACAUAAUUGAGGCGUGCUGCUGGGUAACAUACAAAUCAAGUCACUCGGGCGCUGUUGGACAAAUACGAGCCACCAAUAUCGCACUGACAUGAAGCCGGUCACACUGCUGGUGCUGGGCCUGGCUCUCCUGGUGAGUGUGUCGGCCAGGAGAGGUACAGGCGGGGGCUUCAAGAGUGGAAGUUUCGGCUUUGGCCGCAAGACCCCCAGCACCUCCAACACCCGCACUAGCGGAUCAUCCUCAUCUUCCUCCUCACGCAGGCCGAGCCAAUCGCAGCCUGCCGGCAGCUACCCACGGCAGCCGCAGAACCCUCCUCCUGCAAACUACCCGCGGCAACCGCAAAACCCUCCCCCUGCAAACUACCCACGGCAGCCCGCUUCCAACCCCGGAGCUCCUCCGCCUUACCCUGGACAAGGACCCCCACCCCCGUACCCAGGAGCUGGAGCUGGAGCUGGAGCACCACCCCGCUACCCUGGAGGUGCCCCUCCGCCCUACCCCGGGGCAGCACACCCUCCGCCCUACCCGGGGGGAGCUAACCCAGCAGCUGCCCACCCACCUCCCUACCCAGGAGCUGGACCUCCCCCUCCCUAUCCAGGCAGGCCCAUGCAGCCCAACCCGGCGGGCUCCUAUCCAGGGGGGGGUGGUGUGUACCCGGGGAGAGCCAACCCCAAUCCCUACCCGCCCCAGAGUGGCAGCAACCCUGGCGUUGGUGGCUACCCUAACAGGGGAGGAGCUUACCCUGCUGGUGGCAACCCUUACCCGGUUGGGGGCUCGUACCCCGGGUAUCCCGUGAGAGGAGCCGGCGGAUAUGGCGCAGGGGGAUCGUACCCCGGAGCGGGAGCGGCAGGAGCGGGCGCUUACCCUCAGGGCAACCCUUACGCGCCCAACUGGAACCCCAACAACAAGAUCCUGAGCCCUCGCUACGGGGGCGGGGGCGGCUACGGUUACGGCUCUCCGAGCUACGGAGGCGGAUAUGGGGCCGGCGGCUAUGGGGCCGGUGGCUACGGUCGUGGUGGCUACGGCCAGGGCGGCUCCCCGUUCGCCCACUCGGUGCAGAGCAUGGGCUACCAGCCCAACAUGCAGUCCCGGGGCUUCGGCAGGCAGGCCAUGCUGGCGGCGGGUGCGGGGGCCGUGGCGGGAAUGGCGCUGGGCUACGGGCUGGGCAGCUUCCCCCGGCCCCACUUCCACUUCCACAGCCCCCAGGAGGAGUACUACUACAACCACUACAUGUACCGUCGCUACGGGUCUAAUUACUCGGGUGGCAGGCCCCAGGAGGGCAACGGAGGGGCCGGAGGACCUGGAGACUCCAGCCAGGGCGGCUCAGCAGCAGGGGGACAGGGUGGUGCAGCUGGGGCGGGCCAGGGUGGCCAGAACCCCCCACCGGUUUUACUCAAACCGCCGCCUCAGGACUACGACACGUACAUGGACAGCUGCAUGAAGAGGACCGAUCUGAUCCGCAACAGGAGGAGCGUGGAGGAGGAGCAGCCCCAAGCCCCUGCUGCCGCCGACACCUCCUCUGAGCCCCCCAAGGCUGACGAGCCCGUGGCUGAGACAAUGGUGGCCCCAGAGACGACCCCAGCCGUUGCUGGAGGAACGGAGACCGGAGGGAAUGCCACCACAGAGGGAGCAGCUCAGAUUCUGAACGGCACCCAGAGCGAAGCCAUGGACACCAACACCACCGCCUCCACGAACGAGAGCAAGCCAGAGGUGCAGCCAGUCGCAGGAGGAGAGGGUGUGGAGGAGGAGAAGAAGGCGGAGGACGACGACGGCGAGGAGGUUGUGGGCAUCAUGGAGAUCGGCUACCCAAUGCUGAUUGAGCAGCUAAAGGCACGGCGCUGCAUCGAGCUCUACAUGGUCUACACGGAGCGCAUCGCACAGCAGCAGCACGAGGAGGCCCAGAAGCAGAUCGCCGACCGGAGCAACAACAACAACGACUACUCCAACGAUGAGCCCAAGGCCCGGGGCGCUGGAGACAAGCUGGGCCCCCUCAACCAGGGGAUGGUGGUGCUUCUGUCCAGCACGCUCUCCUUGCUGUUCAGCGUCUUGCUGCUCCACUGAAAAGCCGCUAGCCUUUGCUUGCUAGUUGUCGUUUGUCUGCACUGAGAUCUUAGAACCUGUGACUUUUGAAGGGGUGAAGUCUAGGGCAAAAUCUUGGGAUUUGAAUGCACUGAUCAACAUCCAGAACGAGGGAGUGGACUAAUAUUGAACUAAUUUUCUUUGUGAAGCAGUUUUAAUAACACUGAAGUUUUUGUUUUGCACUUAAAUUGAGGUUGAAACUAAUUUAUUACCGUACUAAUUUAUUGGACUUUAAGAUGGUUUCUUGUCACGGUAAUUAUGUGAAAGGAGUCACUGACCUAAAUGCUUUUCAGGAUCUGUUACUGUUUUUGCUCACUAGCCUAGAUUCCUGUAGAAGCCUGUCUUGAUUAAGCUGCUCAGCCCUUCAGGCUAGGAGUGUGAGGGUAAACACACAAAUGUAAUAAUAAUAAAUUAAUGUAGUCACAUUGGGAUAAAGGAAGAGAUGUAGAGUAAGUUAGGGGUUCUCAUGAUAUGAAAAAAGGCUUAGGAAACCGCCAAGGAAAAAAAGUCUGGGAAAGGGCAAUGAGAGCUUAUAAAUCCACCCAGAAACCUGGGAUUUCUAUUCUUUUUCUCUGUAUGUUUCUUACUGUAGGUACAGAAUGCCAGUGAGCAGGCAGACCCUUCAUGGUUGUUGUAAAGUUGACUUCAUGACUCCAUGACUUGCCAUCCUCUAUAUGUGCCGUCACUGCUCACGUCUCUGAAAUGUUAUUGCGAUAACAACACUGGCACACACAGCAACACAAGUGCAGGUGCGCCUAACAAGCACAUUGUCACAGUUUCAGGUGCAGGCUAUAAUUGACAAACAACAGGCUUCAGCUAUACUUCAAUGGCGAUUUCUGAAGGGAAAAAAGUAACAUUUUAAAAAUGUAAAAUUUUAUCUCGAGCAAAAAAAAAGAGCACGUUUCCUGCAUAAGCUUAGCUGAUGCUCAAUGUUUGGCUGAUACUAAUUAUUAUUCAUGCUGAACCCUGCUUAUUCACAAGAGCCAUACGGUAUGCUGGCUAUUUAAAAAAAAAUAAAAAAAAUAAUCGAUGAUGUAGGAAGUAGGUGCUGCGCUGACUACAAAACAUUUUUCAUUCUGUGUACUAGGUGAGCUCGCCUAGCAGCAGAAAAUAUGUUUUGCCCGAUGGAGUCGGUUUAUCAUGAUAUAGUCUGUCUUGCCAGGCUACAGUUGUGAGACAUGAGGCCUCUCUCUGGCACAAUGUUUUUAUAUGAAAAGUGGAUCUUAAAAGAAAUAAUCUUAUUGAAGCUCUUCCCCGUCGCAAAGUUCUAAAAUCCAUCUUGUCAGUGUGAGGUAGAUAAAGACCCUGUCCUUAAUGCUAUCUUGGUAAAAUGUCAUUGAGUGUCAAAACUGUCUCAGCAUCCCAUCUCUCCAUCACGAGCAACCAAUUAAAACUGUGCAUGGUUUAAACUGACCUACUUACAGGCUAAAUUUGGGCAUGUUGAAAACUGUAAUAAAAAUAACGUGCGCUGCUGCGCUCAAAUCCAGAUCAUGGAAAGA